AUGACCGAGUCAAAGCAGGAGCAAAUCGACCGGCGUCAAGCCAACCUGCCACUGCCGGAGCAGCCUCCCGUCGCCUCAGACUGGCAGUCGGCCGACGCGAGAAACGUCAAUGUCGGCUCGGGCAGGUUCGCAUCCGACAUCUCGACGGGUGAUGCAUCAUCGACCGGGCUGCGUGAGCCCGCCACCGUCGGCGCGGGCGUCGACAUGAGCGGUAUUGGGAGGCAAGGGAAAGAGGGACUGUCGGAGCCGCCCAAGGAUGCAUCCAAGGUAUAA
Pyricularia grisea is the source of this 273-nucleotide messenger RNA. RefSeq lists its product as uncharacterized. Bases 1 to 273 code for a protein of 90 amino acids. The transcript has 2 exons. Lineage: Eukaryota; Fungi; Ascomycota; Sordariomycetes; Magnaporthales; Pyriculariaceae. The record is from RefSeq and is a predicted model, not a curated record.